This is a messenger RNA of Prosopis cineraria, 1581 nucleotides long. Its product is annotated as S-type anion channel SLAH1-like. The record is from RefSeq and is a predicted model, not a curated record. Gene Ontology annotation, biological process: intracellular monoatomic ion homeostasis; transmembrane transport. Gene Ontology annotation, molecular function: voltage-gated monoatomic anion channel activity. The transcript is spliced from 2 exons. Gene Ontology annotation, cellular component: membrane. NCBI's taxonomy places the organism in Eukaryota, Viridiplantae, Streptophyta, Magnoliopsida, Fabales, Fabaceae. The coding region runs from base 226 to 1377 and encodes 383 amino acids.
UUAAGUACAGAGAACAAACUGUAAAAUAUUUUUCUCAAUUAACUCAUGAACUGUUCAUGAAAUAAGAAUAGAGCAGCCGGAUCAGCCUCAGCCGCCUAUAUUAUUGCUUCUAAUCAAGUACUGUUGUUUUAGCUGGACAUUCUUUUCCUUCCCUUCUCCUUAGUAGUUUGUCUAUAAAUGCAUCGACUUGUUUUUGGAAACUGAACUGGGAACUUGUGUGGUAAAAUGAGUGAGGGAGAGCAACAAUCACAGCCACAGAUAGUAUUAGAAAUUGAUGAUCCGAUCACAAAAACUGAAUCACAUCCCAAGUUUAUAAUUCAUGUCCUGUCUUCUUUAUCCUGCAUCUUAUCUAAGAUCCAUGCCGGGUAUUUCAGGAUCGCUCUUGCUCUGGCCAGUCAAGCUUUACUCUGGAAAUUCCUCAUAGAGCCAAUCCAAGACGCGCAUGCUCUUAGACGCUUGUUUUUAAUAAUACCCUCCACGGCUCUCAUUCUCCUAUGGUCAGUAGCAUUAGCCACACUGGUCACACUUUCUAUUCUCUACACCCUAAGAUGCUUCUUUCACUUCGACAAGGUCAGGAAGGAGUUCUUAGACCCCGUGGGAGUAAAUUACCUGUUUGUCCCCUGGAUCUCCGGGUUGUUCCUGCUACAAUCAUCACCCCAUAUUCCUCCAACCACGGUACAUUACCAAGUAUUUUGGUUGGUGCUUGUGGUUCCUGUGGUGGUUCUUGAUGUGAAGAUCUAUGGGCAGUGGUUCACCAAAGGGAAGCGACUUUUGUCGAUUGCGGCAAACCCAACGAGUCUGUUAUCGGUGAUAGGGAACUUGGUGGGGGCGCAGGCUGCUGCGAGAAUGGGUUGGAGAGAAAGUGGCUUGUGCAUAUUUUCUUUGGGGAUGGCUCAUUAUUUGGUGUUAUUUGUGACGCUAUACCAGAGGCUAGCAGGAGAUAAUAGCCUCCCUGCAAUGCUGCGUCCUGUUUUCUUCUUGUUCUUCGCCGCACCCAGCGUGGCUAGCUUGUCCUGGCAUUCCAUUUCUGGCAAGUUUGAUGAUUUCUCCAAGAUGCUCUUCUUCCUUUCGCUUUUCCUCUUCAUGUCCCUGGUUUCAAGGCCCUUGCUGUUCAAGAAGGCGAUGAAGAAGUUCAGUGUAGCGUGGUGGGCCUAUUCGUUCCCUGUGACGGCUUUAGCCUUGGCUUCAGCACAGUACGCACAUGAGGUUAAGGGGGUCAUAGCCCAUGCGCUUAUGUUGCUGCUAUCUUUAGUUUCUGUGUUGGUGUCCCUUAUCUUAAUGGUCGCUACUGUUAUCCAUACUCAUAAGCCCCCAUCUCAUUCUAACACACCUCAGAACGACUGUGCAGCCACGUCUUCAAGUAUUGACUUAAAUUAAUCCCUUCAUGCAUCUUUUUGUAGCACAAGAUGCACUAGUUGAACUCUAGAUUUUGGGUCAUCUACAUAUGUUAAAUUCAACUUAAUGUAUCGGACCAGAUCACUGCUGUAAAUUGAUCAGCCUGUGGGAAGAAAAGCUUGUAUCGUCGCCUUGUUUCCCCUUCUGCCAAAAUUACUAUAAUGUCCUAAAGAUAGUAUUUAUUUA